Molecule: messenger RNA, 2283 nt
Organism: Nerophis lumbriciformis (worm pipefish)
Lineage: Eukaryota; Metazoa; Chordata; Actinopteri; Syngnathiformes; Syngnathidae
Source: RefSeq, a predicted model, not a curated record
AUGGAGGACGAAGACGGAGAGAAAGACAGCGGAUGUGAAGUCGCCGAGCUCCGUCUUCAAGUGGAGUCGUUAAAAGAAGAGCUGAAGGAGUGCAAAACAGAGCUGGCCAAGUUGCAAAAGCAACUGAGUCAUUCCGAGAGACUACAGAGGAGCACGGACAGCUACAACGAGGAUUUGCGGAAACAGGUGAAUCAACUGAGUGCAGAGAUUCACGAGUGGAAGAAAAAAAAUAAAGACAAAGUUAAUGUUGAAACUCAGACAGAAGAAUAUGUUUGGUCUGAAACAGACUACUAUAACUACUACUACGGUGAAUACUAUCAGAACACCAAGGCUGCCAACUCCCAGGACGGUCAGGGGGCCGAUAUGGUUGUGGACGCACCUGUUGGAGAGGACACAAAAGAAGGUCCAACAGUGGAGCAGGCAGGCACAACACAAGGCACAGCUUCAGAUGUGUCUGUUCAACCUGAUAGUACCGUAGUAGCAACUGCAGAGGAGGGUGAUGCAUCGUCCAUUGCAGACAUGUUGAGAGCCACCGCUGAGGAAGCCAUGACACAAACUGGCUUUGUAUUUGAUGAGACUACUGGCAUGUACUAUGACCACAGCACUGGCUUCUAUUACGACUCGGUCAGCCAGCUGUACUACGAUAACAACACAGGCAUUUACUACUAUUACGACGCAGAAAGUGGACGCUACCAGUUUCAUUCCAAAGUUGAGGUUUCUGCUGUGCAGAGUGGCGAUAAAGACGAUUACACGACUGAAAAGAAAGGCAGAUGGUUCAAGAGGGGUGCAAAGAAAUCCUCGCAUCACCGUGAUCAGGAGUACGCAUUUGAUGACGUGAAAUCGGAAGAAGAAGAACAGCAAUCGAGGCGCACUUCAGAAUCCCGAAAAACGAGACGACGAUCUCGUAGUCCUGAGUCACGAGGAAAAGACUAUAAAAGGCGAGGGGAGAGGGACAAGUCUUCCUCCAAGAGAAAAAAACAUAAAAGCGGUUCAAACCAUGACGAGAAGCGAAGAUCAAAGAAAAAAAAGAAGCGGUCCAAGUCAUCGUCACGCAAGAAGUCGCGUAGCUCGCCCGCUCGGAGUGAUGACUUGGAGGGUAACAGCGAGGCUGAGGAGGGGGAGCUCACAGAGUCCGAGAAGGAACAAUGGGAGUCUCCCCCCUCUGUUUCUCCGUCUCCUAGCUCGCCUCGCAACCACAGCCCAGAGUCUGAGAUGGAGAGUCAGUGUCGGGCAGCGCUAUGGCCGCCGUGUGUUAGAGUCACCGUGGUCCGCUCUCCGGUGCUGCAGGUUGGCACCUUGUUUAUCAUCACUGCUGACUCAACAGCCACCAUAGGCAGAGAGAAAGAAAUGGACCAUGCCAUCCGGAUACCAGAUAUUGGAGUAAGCAAGUUCCAUGCUGAGGUGUAUUUUGACCAGCAGCAGCAGAGCUACAUGCUAGUGGAUCAGGGAAGUCAAAAUGGAACGGUUAUCAACGGAAACAGAAUCUUACAGCCCAAAACCAAGUGUGAGCCGCAGCCUCUGGCGCAUGGCGACGAGGUCAAGAUGGGAGACACAGUGCUGUCCUUCCAUAUACACACAGGGACCGACACCUGUGAUGGCUGUGAGCCGGGCCAGAUUAUGGCUCACCUCAGCAAGCACAAGAAAGAGGAGAUACCAGGGCCUCCGCUACCCAAAGAGGAUAAAGAAGUGCUGAGACAGAAGGAGCUGAAAUCUAUGAAGGCCAAAUAUGGCCUCCAGGUAAACUGUGCUCUCUGUAUUGAGCAUUAUAACAUCGUCCUUCAUUUGAAACGCUUUUUCCAUCAACAGAGUAAUGAGUUUGAAGAGGGCAAAGCCCUGAGAAACCCAAAGUACAAGGACCGAGCAGAGUCUCGACGUCAGACAGUGGGCAGCGAGGGGCUUUUCCAACAAGAUGAUGCUCCUGCUUCUGUUCAUGUGGAGAUCAGCGAAGUCAAUAAAGGAAGAAAGAUGCUAGAAAAGAUGGGCUGGAAGAAAGGAGAAGGAUUGGGUAAAUCGGGAACUGGAAUGAAAGACCCGAUUCAACUAAAAAUUCGGAAGGCCCAGUCAGGACUGGGAGCAUGUGGCGCAAUGUCCCUGGAUGACGCCUCACUGACCAGAACACAAUCCCAGAAGAACUGGGAGAAAGCUCGUGAGAGAUUUGCGGACUCGUUCCAGGCGGAUUCGCCGUCGUCCAAAACGCAGUGCGCGUCCCCUAAAGCGUGGGUCAAAGCAGAGCCGGAGGUUGCGGACCCUCUUGUUAGCGUUGAUCCUGAGACCCAAAGUUAA